GGCUGGGAUUCGGGAGAGGCAGAAUAAACGCGCCUUUCACACCCGGCAUCCCCGGCAGUCCCGUGGCUCCCAGCCUCCGUCGCUUCUUGCCCUGCUUGCAGAAGGCAAGACAUGCUGAAAUAAAGAGAAACUUGUUCUGUGGCUGGAAAGGUCAUUUCUUCCGGCCAGGCACUUUGGGAAGGAGACGGGAAGCAUAUUAUUUUAAAGGUGGGUCUCCGUGCCGUCGCCAUGCCGCCGCCGUGUCCCCGCGGGGCCCUGCCCGGCGCCGCCUUCCUCCUCCUCCUCCUCCUCCUCCUCCUCCCGCUGCUCUGCGCGGCCCCCGAUGUCUCAAGGGGAAAUAAGCUUAAACUCAUGCUUCAGAAACGAGAAGCCCCUGUUGCCACGAAGCCUGAGGUGUCGGUGAGAGAAGCGGCGGCCAAGGAGUUCCUAAGCAGCCUGAGACGGCAGAGGCGCCAGCUGUGGGACCGAAGCCAGCCCGACGUGCAGCAGUGGUACCAGCAGUUCCUCUACCUGGGAUUCGAUGAGGCGAAAUUUGAAGACGACAUGUCCUACUGGACAAACUUAGGGCGUGCUCGAAAUGAAUACUAUGGUGGAUACUACCAACACCACUACGAUGAAGAUGCACCAAUCGGCCCACGAAACCCACACACCUUCAGGCAUGGGGCAAGUGUCAACUACGACGAUUACUAAUGCCAUGUGUCCUACUGGAGCUGAUGCCUAUAGGGAUGCACCGGCUGAGGCAGAGUCCUCCCCAGUCAGAAUGACCCCGCUUUCCUCCUAUUCAUGUAUAACAGGAAGAGUAAAGUAACUGCCAGACUUCAAAGAAAGCAACGUGACUUUUUUUUUUUUAGCUAUCAUUACUUAGUAGUACAUUACAUAUAAAGUGUUAUAGAAAUAAAGCUUUUUUGAUAAAAUAAA
This is a messenger RNA of Calidris pugnax (ruff), 918 nucleotides long. It is a transcript of the gene ECRG4, whose product is annotated as chromosome unknown open reading frame, human C2orf40. Bases 229 to 690 code for a protein of 153 amino acids. Gene Ontology annotation, biological process: central nervous system development; regulation of cell population proliferation; anaphase-promoting complex-dependent catabolic process. The transcript has 5 exons. Lineage: Eukaryota; Metazoa; Chordata; Aves; Charadriiformes; Scolopacidae. The record is from RefSeq and is a predicted model, not a curated record.